AUGUCCAGCCGCCGUUCUUUACUCGGAUCGGCAUUGGACGCUCUUCCAGCUCCCACAGACCCGCUUCGAGAGUUGUUCGAAGCUUGUAAAACGGGAGACGCAGCUCGAGUGAAGAAGCUCAUAACACCCCAAACAGUUAAUGCUAGAGACACAGCUGGGCGUAAAUCUACACCUCUGCACUUCGCUGCAGGCUAUGGGCGUAGAGAAGUAGUGGAGCUGCUGAUAGCUGGUGGCGCAGCUUUACAAGCUCGCGAUGAGGGUGGCCUACAGCCCUUGCACAAUGCAUGUUCGUUCGGACACGCGGAUGUAGUGAGAGCCCUCUUGACAGCAGGGGCACCACCAGCGGCCCGCGAUAACUGGGGCUAUACACCACUCCACGAGGCUGCUGCCAAAGGGAAAGUUGACGUGUGUAUAGCUCUACUUCAGCAUGGAGCGGACCCAAAUAUACGGAACACGGAAGGAAAGACUCCUCUGGAUCUCGCUGAUGCUGCCACAAGACCUGUACUUACGGGUGAAUACUGCGCGGCGGAUGUACUGGAAGCUGCGAGAGCGGGCGCGGAUGACAGGCUGGCAGCCUUGCUGACGCCCCUCAACGUGAACGUUCACGCGGGAGAUGGACGAAGGUCAACGCCUCUCCAUCUGGCGGCCGGGUACAACCGAGCGAGGGCGGUGAGGCUGUUGCUGCAGCGUGGUGCCGAUGUACACGCCAAGGACAAGGGAGGUCUGGUACCACUUCACAAUGCGUGUUCCUACGGCCACUACGAGGUUACAGAACUUCUGGUACGAGCUGGUGCAGACGUUAACGCAACCGACCUUUGGGCCUUCACACCCUUACAUGAAGCCGCCAGCAAGGCUAGGCUCGAGGUCUGUUCCUUACUACUUAGUGAGGGAGCGGACCCGACUCUACUGAACUGCCACGGGAAGUCAGCUCUUGAUGUGGCACCAACACGAGAGCUGCAAGAGAGACUGGCCUUCGAGUAUCGAGGCCACUGUCUGCUAGAAGCGUGCCGCCUUGCAGAACCGGCUAGAGUAAAAAAGCAGUUGUCCGUGGCAAAUCAACAGCAGAUGCAGUGUGGUCAGGUGGGGGGCGGGCCAGGCGCGAGUGCGGAGUGCGUGGAGGCGCUGGCGAACUUCGCGCAGGCGGCCAGCGGCGACCGCCCGUUGCACUGCGCCGCCGCCAGCCUCUACCCCAAGCGCAAGCAGGUGAUGGAAAUACUGAUAAGGAAAGGCGCGAGAGUGAAUGAGAAGAACAAAGAAGGGCAGACCCCCCUCCACGUGGCGACGGAGCAUGCGCACCUGGACGCCAUGGACUUGUUAUUGCGACAUGGUGCGAAGGUGAACGCGUGUGACGCCCGCGGCGAGAGUGCGUUGUGCGUGGCGGCGCGCAGGGAUUCCGCGGCGGCGUGUCGCCUACUGCUGGCUUGUGGGGCGGACGCACGUACGGACCGACCCGAACCGGACCGACCUGAUCCGGACCGGCCCGAUCCGGACAGAACGGACCACACGGAGCGCACCGAGCACACGGAUAUCGCGCACGCCGACGCUAAUGUGGCCGUGGAAGGAAAAGGGUAA
Parnassius apollo (apollo) is the source of this 1572-nucleotide messenger RNA. The record is from the annotation of a GenBank genome assembly. Lineage: Eukaryota; Metazoa; Arthropoda; Insecta; Lepidoptera; Papilionidae.